GGAAACAAAGUUAUUGACGAUUUUAUUAGUUAUACAUUAACUAAUGGUAAUGAAUAUGGAAGAAUGAUAUUUGUUCCUUAUGAUAAAUUCAAAAAUAUAGAACUUAUUGGCGAAGAAGGUUUUAGGACUUUAAGUUAUUCACUCCAAAAUAAAUCUAUAACAGUUGCUCUUAAAAAGCUUAACAACUCUAAAAAUAUUAAUUCUAAAGGGCUAAAUGAGUUUGAUUUUGUUAAUGUAUAUUAUGAUCUUAUAUUUGUUAUGCCAUAUUAUAAUUCGGAUUUGACGCAUUAUAUAACUAAAGAUUUUUAUAAUAUUAGUUGGUAUGAUAAGAUACAUUUACAUAGUGGAAAUAUACUUUUAGACAUUUUUUAUGAUAUAGCAAAAAUAUGUGAUUUAGGAACAAGUAAAUCAGCAACAGAAAAUGACGAUAACAAUGAUAAUGAAGAAGACAACAUUUAUGGCAUAAUUCCUUAUGUUACACCGGAGGAAGAAGACCUUUUUGAAAUAAAUCAUAAUACAGAACUUAUAAUUGAAAUAUGUGAUGGUUUACGUCCACCAAUUAUUACAAAUGCGCCUAGGGGUUUUAUUAAUUUAAUGAAAAAAGUAAUUCGGGAUAUAAAUUAUAAUGGAAAUGUGGAUCAAACUAAAAUUAUUAAAUCAUCAGAUAUUGGACCUGUAACAACCAAUAACCCAGGUGCCGUAUACAAGAGUAGAUAUUUAAGCGAUAUGAUAAAAUCUGCAGCUUCUACAAGAAGUUUAAAAAGUAAUCUAUUACUUCAGAAGAAUUCAGAUCAUCAAAGAAGUUCUAAUAACCAAAAAUUUGAAGAUAAUAAUCAAUCUGAAAAUAACUUUGACAAUGGCGAAAGUAUUAAAAAAAUUAAGCUAAUUGAAGAUAAGAAUAAUGGUAAAGAAAGAAUAUCCCAAAGGGUCACCCGACAAAUGGCCCGCGUUAUGCAGAAUUCAGAGUCACAUAACAAUAAAAUAAAACAAUCAAUAUAUACGAAUUAA
Messenger RNA from Rhizophagus irregularis DAOM 181602=DAOM 197198, 1008 nucleotides. The record is from RefSeq and is a predicted model, not a curated record. NCBI's taxonomy places the organism in Eukaryota, Fungi, Glomeromycota, Glomeromycetes, Glomerales, Glomeraceae.